GGCGGUUCACUCACAUCAGCAUCCACUGCUGAUGUCACACACAAGUCAUGUCGACCCUUUCUCAGCACAAUCAGUACCACCACCUCCACUGCUUUUGUCACGAUACAUAACUGAUGAUGGAGGUAUUUGGCUCAGCAGAGCUUGGGCUAUUGGGAGGUGGCGAAGGGCUGCGAGAUGACAUAGACAUGUCGGCGAUCAGCUGGUCAGUUGAUCAUCUCCAAGAUGAUAUGUACCCAGCGCCAGGAUUGGCUGUAGCUGCAGCUUAUCAUGACAUUAAGACCCGUCUUGCCAGUUUGGAGAGGGAGAACAGCAGCAUCAAAAGAAAACUCAAACACUACGAGGUCAAGUUUCCGAUCAGUACAUUUGGAGAGGAGAGAGUAUACUUUUCUUGUCAGCCAAUUAUUAAAGACAACAUCAUCCAAUCAGAGACAUCCAACCUGCAACACAGGAUCAACUCUCUCACCCAAGAGCUCCAGAAGAGCAAGGACAGAGAGGAGCAGUUAGAGGACAUAAUUCAAGACUAUAACAAGAUUCACUUAGAGAAAAGCAAUGUCCAAAGAGAUCUUGACAAGAUGACCACUGUAGCAGAGCAAAAUAUGGAGCGAAUCUGCAGUCUGGAGUCAGCUCUCAGACAAAAAGAAACUUCCUUUCAAAAACUCAACACUCAACGCUGUAACAAAGAUGCACAUCAAGGUCAAGCACAUGCCAGCCUGGUUGUGCCCAGAGAGGGCCGCUUGCCAACGCUGCAGAGCUCCCGCAGUCUGGAUGCUCUCUCAGACAUAAAGCUGCAGCGUCUAGAAGCAGAGUUGGAGGGAGCACUGCAGCAGGCGGAGGGAGCAUGUCAGAGAGAGAAGGCGCUGAGAGCUGAGCUUCAGAGACUGCAGAAGGAAGUAGCCCAGCUCCAAGAGGUGCAGAGACGCAAAGAGGAGUUGGCCCCACACUGUGAGCACUGUGAUGUAGAAUGGAUCAAGAAAGCUGGUGAUGAACAUAUCUUGUUCUGUUUCAGAGUUAACCUUGCAUUGGCCUACACUGAGCUCACAGAAGAGUUGGGUCAAAUCCGAAAAUUGGCUGUGAAACAAAGCAACCUUCUGCGUCAAAUCCCACAGGAGCCCAUUUGUCAUCCUCCCUCUGCUCCUCAGUGUCUCUCCCCCACCCCACCCCAGUGUUCUUCCAUAAUCCCUGAGAGGCUGCUGCCCUCUCCCCCACUUCCCCUGCAGAAUGGCCCUGCCUCUUACUCUCAUCAGCAAACCAGCAGCAACCUUCGAGCAAAGUUCCAGGGUCGCCGUAGUUACUCUGAGGUUUCUGACCCAUCAGCUAUCCAGAUACAACCACCUCGCCUCAUGAGAGAUCCAGUAUCCACCCUGCCCAAGCCCAGGUCCUUUUAUGGGGAGACGCACACCUACGGGCAAUCCAAAUCCCAUCUCCGGACCCCUUUGGUGGGACUGGUCAGACCCGCAUCGGCUCAUGGAGCUGGUGGGGAACGAAGAGUGAGAUCAGAGAGAAAUGGGGGCAGCAGUCUGAGCAGUAGUCCUCGUCAUCGUGUGGUAGAUCUGGGCUUCCCUUUGACUACUGAGGUACAUCAUUUCUGUCACCUGGAUGAUCGACCAGAGCCCUCUCCGCUGGUGACACCCCCACACUCAGACGAUGAAGAGGAUGUAGGGACUUAUCUCUCAGCAGCCACCAGUCCUCCUCGAACACUUGGAUCCUUAUCACUUAGGGAAAAGACACUCCACCCCUUGUUCUUGUCUCAGAGUAAACCUGGCCAAAUUCCCUCUUUCUCAGCCCCUGAGGGUCCCACCACACUCUCCUGCCAUCUGCCUGCCUACAUGAGCACUGAACAUGCUCAGUCAUGGCCCUCCAUCAAUUUAUGGAUGGAGUCAGACGAGAGUGCUGUUCGAAGCUGUCCUCUAUGUCAGCUGACCUUCCCAACUGGUUACCCGGAUGAUGCCCUCAUUAGACAUAUCGACUCGCACUUGGAGAACAGCAAGAUCUGACUCUCCUAAUGAACACCAUUUCCAAUUAGACCUUUUUUUGUUUGGCAAGUUUACAGACUUACAGCAAUAGUGCAUAGUCUUUGAGUUUACAUACUUUGAACAGGUAUUUUUAUCCAGACUCUAAAAUCAAACCAGCAACCUUUUUACAGCAAAUUCUACACAGGCUUCUUCAUAGGUUUUAUUUUCUGAUUGAAAAUCUCUCCUUUUGAUUUCUUUAGUUUUGUUCACCAAGGUCACACAUACAUUUUAUACUGUAUGCCACCAAAAACAACUUCACUCUCUUGCCUUUAUGGGUGAACAGCGAAGCUCCACUAGUGUUUUUCCAAGUGGAGUAUGAAGAUAGUAGCUUUUUGUCUUUAUAAACAGAAUUUUUAUUGGGGGGGGGGGGGGUGAGAAACUGGUUCGGGCAAUAUUAACCAGUACACGGGGCCAUCCAAAUGGCACCAAAGCAAAUUAGCUAUAAAUACAAAUACAUAUGUGGAAUGAGUCUGCCAAUAUCUGUUUGAAAGGAAGAAGAAAAAAUAAAUAAAAAUUCCACUUUCUGGUGUUAAUGGAAGUGCCUUGGUUAAAACUAAAUUUACCUAUUUUGGCAGAAGUAGAGGUCAUUUCACAGUGGUAUUUGUGGCCAUAUCCUAUUACUAAACAUAUACUAUUAUUCUUAAUGCAAUACCUGUAUAGUUAGAUUUAAUUUUGAACAUGACCAACUUGUCUUUGUGCUGCGUUUAGUUAAAUGUUCACAAUAAUACAAAUCAUUGGCUUCAAGUCUUUAGGUUAGUAUUUAGCAAAUUGUAAAGAAAUGCGGUCGAUACGGUUAGAAUAGAGAAACCUGAGUGACUUCAUUUUCAAAUUGACUGAUGCCAUCACAAUUAUAUAAACAUUACAGUGUGCAAUUAUGUACUUUGUCACAACAAUGAAUAAAUGUGUGCUAAAACUCAACAAAUCAUCUUUGUUUCAUUAGCAUUGCAUUUUAUGAAGCUACCCUUUAUAAAAUACUAAAGAAUUCCCAAAACAUUAUGGGAAGUAGGGCCGGCAGAUCCUGCUGCCUCCCAGAAUUCUUUGCAAUGAUGCUUUUAACUACAGUACUAUAGUUAUAGAAAAUCAAGCUACACAUUCUUUACUUGCAUUUGUUCCUUUGUGAAUUUAUUUCAUAAAACACUGACUGUAGCUUGUGUUAAAUAUUUGCAUUCGGUCAUGUUCUUUGUAUACUUGAGCAAUUCGCUGAUUUACAGUGUCCCUCUCCUCCUGUAACAAGUUCAAGCUGCUGAUAACUGUGCCCUUAAAUUAAGCAAUACUCGUGCAAGGUCUCUUUGAACACCUUGGCUUCACUUGCAGAAUUCAAAAUCUGAAAGAGUGGCACAUUAGCUUACAGUAAGGAACUUAAAUAUAGUUGGAAACAUUUGGGUCAAAAAAAAAAAAACUAUUGCUGGAUAAAACCACCAAAUUAAAAGAUGUGGAAAAAAUGUAAUUGCUUGUACAGUAAUAUCCAGCCAUAAAGUAUGAAUUUCGCAGUCCCCGCUACUUGUAGCUUUUUAAUUGAAACAUUUUUAUUUACAAAUUCACUUGCUAUAAUGUGACAUCUGAAGCCUACCACUUAUUUUUAAUUGAGUUUUAAUUCUUAAAAAGCGCUGCAAGUAUUCUGCUUUGCAAUACAGGGAUAGAAAUCUCUCCUAUGAUCCUGGAAAUGCACAGCAUCAGUCACCACCGGCGUAGGUAACAGAAUGCAGCAGUAACCCAAAGCCUGUAUGCGGGAAUCAUUGCAAAUGUUUUAGGAUUGUUUUGUUGUUGCUAAAUAAAAUUGUUUGGGAGUUCUGCUCACAAA
Phyllopteryx taeniolatus (common seadragon) is the source of this 3813-nucleotide messenger RNA. Its product is annotated as TANK-binding kinase 1-binding protein 1-like. The transcript is spliced from 13 exons. Lineage: Eukaryota; Metazoa; Chordata; Actinopteri; Syngnathiformes; Syngnathidae. Gene Ontology annotation, biological process: canonical NF-kappaB signal transduction. Gene Ontology annotation, cellular component: cytoplasm. Bases 114 to 1994 code for a protein of 626 amino acids. The record is from RefSeq and is a predicted model, not a curated record.